Pipistrellus nathusii (Nathusius's pipistrelle) is the source of this 1410-nucleotide messenger RNA. The record is from the annotation of a GenBank genome assembly. Lineage: Eukaryota; Metazoa; Chordata; Mammalia; Chiroptera; Vespertilionidae.
AUGGCGACGCGCUCCUGCCGGGAGAAGGCUCAGAAGCUGAACGAGCAGCACCAGCUCAUCCUGUCCAAGCUGCUGAGGGAGGAGGACAACAAGUACUGCGCCGACUGCGAGGCCAAAGGUCCCCGAUGGGCUUCCUGGAAUAUUGGUGUGUUUAUUUGCAUCAGAUGUGCUGGGAUCCAUAGAAAUCUUGGGGUUCAUAUAUCCAGGGUCAAGUCAGUCAACCUAGACCAAUGGACACCGGAACAGAUACAGUGUAUGCAGGAUAUGGGAAAUACUAAAGCAAGACUACUCUAUGAAGCCAAUCUUCCAGAGAACUUUCGAAGACCACAGACAGAUCAAGCAGUGGAAUUUUUCAUCAGAGAUAAAUAUGAAAAGAAGAAAUACUAUGAUAAAAAUGCUUUAGCUGUUACAAAUAUUUCUUCCUCUGAUGCUCCCCUUCAGCCUUUGGUAGCCUCUCCUUCUCUACAAGCUGCUGCUGAGAAAAGCAAAUUGGAGAAAGAAAAGGAAAAAAAAAAAGAAGAGAAAAAAAGAGAAAAGGAACCAGAAAAGCCUACAAAACCUCUUACAACUGAAAAGGUACAGAAGAAAGAAGAUCAGCAAUUAGAGCCUAAAAAGAGCACCAGCCCUAAAAAAGCUGCAGAGCCGACUGUUGAUCUUCUAGGACUCGAUGGUCCUGCUGAGGCACCAGUGACCAAUGGGAACACAACCACAGUGCCAGCUCUGAAUGAUGAUCUGGACAUCUUUGGACCAAUGAUUUCUAAUCCUUUACCUGCAGCUGUCAUGCCUCCAGCUCAGGGGACGUCCUCUGUACCAGCAGCCACCACUGUGUCUACAGUAACAUCUGGAGAUCUGGAUCUGUUCACUGAACAAACGACCAAGUCAGAAGAGGUGACAAAGAAACAGCUCUCCAAAGACUCCAUCUUGUCCCUGUAUGGCGCAGGGGCCGUGCAGCCACAGAGCACUCCUGGUGUAUUUAUGGGACCCACAAAUAUACCAUUUACCUCACAAGCACCGACUGCAUUUCAAGGUUUUCCAUCAAUGGGUGUACCUGUGCCUGCAGCUCCUGGCCUUAUGGGAAAUGUGAUGGGACAGAGUGCAAACAUGAUGGUGGGCAUGCCCAUCCCCAAUGGGUUUAUGGGGAAUGCACAAACUGGUGUGAUGCCACUGCCUCAGAAUGUGAUUGCCCCCCAAGGAGGAAUGGUAGGACAGAUGGGUGCACCCCCGAGUAAGUUUGGCCUGCCACAAGCUCAACAGCCCCAGUGGAACCUGUCGCAGGUGAACCAGCAGAUGGCUGGCAUGAGUAUGGGCACUGCGAGCCCCGCGCUGGGCUUUGCCCAGCCCCCCAACACCACAGCAGGAUGGUCUGGAGGCUCAUCGGGUCAGACUCUCAGCACACAGCUGUGGAAGUGA